Brassica rapa (field mustard) is the source of this 1344-nucleotide messenger RNA. RefSeq lists its product as uncharacterized. NCBI's taxonomy places the organism in Eukaryota, Viridiplantae, Streptophyta, Magnoliopsida, Brassicales, Brassicaceae. The record is from RefSeq and is a predicted model, not a curated record. Gene Ontology annotation, biological process: shoot system development; root development.
UCCAAAACAAUAAUUUAUGUAUAGAAAAGUGAAAACAAACACCCGUGCGGUUGCACGGGUCAAAAUCUAGUUUACAUUUAAAAUAGUUAAUUUUGUUUUGUUGUGUAGACAACAGUAUCUGAUUAAAUCCACAACGUAGCUUAAUCCGGUAUUAUACGGAAGGUUCCUUAAUACACCGAACUGCAACUAGUUUGAAAUUAUAACCUAAAUGACCUGUUAUGUCUUCACGUCCGUACAAAAGAACACCCCAAGGUUCCUUCCUCGUACUUUCCUCAUCAUUCUCAGAUCUGCCUUCUCUCCAAUCUAUACAUUACAUAUAUAUUGAGCCUCCCUAAAAUUUCAGUAAACCCUAAUCAUAAACCUAUUUCCUUUGAUUUCCUCACUUUUUCUUGUGAAUCAAGCAAAAUACCCUUUCUAGGUUUCAAUCAAAUGGCGCAAAUGGACUUGGAAGGUUUGAGAGAGUUACAAGACUGCGCAAACUACCUCCUCGAUCACUGUCCAGAAGCAAGAGAGUCUCUGUGUCAAGAAGGCAAAGAGAAAUGGAUCGAGCAAGUCUCUGAAGCUUCAGUAACAAUGUUAGACGUCUGUAACGUGUCCAAAGAUGUCAUGGCGCUCGUGAGACAUAGCCUGAAAGAGCUUCAACUGACUCUACGCUGCAACGAAUCAAACAUGCACGUGAAGAUCGCAGCGUAUAACAGGCACAGGAACAAGCUCAAGAAGGAGACACUAAAGUGCUUGAACACUCUAAAGAGUAUCAAAGGAGGAGGAAGAGGGACGUUGGUGAUGCAGAGGAUAGAACAGAACCUUCUGUUCGUUGCGGAGGUUUUGAAAGAAGUGAGAAGAGCUAUUGUGACUAUGGUUGAGUCUCUGUUCUCGCUCGUGUGUAUUCCUUGGCUCGAGAGAAAACAGAGCAAAAGGUCAAUGUCUUCCGUAUUUACAAAGCGGUUUUGCUGUUUGGAUGAUGUGUGGGACGAAGUAGCGGUGCAGAGCGCGAGUACAAGGUUGGAGGCUGCACAGAUCGCUGUUGAGGAGCUUGAGAUUGAGUUGGGGUGUAUUUUCCGGCGGCUGAUACAGACCAGAGUUUCACUUCUUAAUAUUAUUACAGCUAAGAUGUCUCCUGUUUGAUUUUACUUCUGGUAGACAAAAGCUGUAUAUACCUGUAAGAAAUAGAAUGAUUAGAAAAUACCAAGGGACAUUAUCAUCUUAUAAAGUUGUGAACAUAAAUCAAUUCAGAAAGUAACAAACACAUUAUUGUAAGUGGAUGUUAGUGGAGCUGAAUUUGUAAUGAUUGUCGAAAAUAUUAAUUUUUUAUGAUUGUUGGUCUAUAGAUUUGAAUAAAUAUUG